UAAAUAAAUAAAUUCUACGGCCGCCUGUCUCAUUCUUUCUCCUAUUUUACAGGAACCUUAUCUGCGUACAGGUUCUCUGCCUGGGACCUGUUACAUCAACAGCUGGAUAUAAAAGGAGGAGAGUGCCCGUCUCCAGCACAGAGCAACCCUGAACAUUCAAGACUGUUCAUCCAAACAGAAGCUCGUCUGUCUCUGUCGGUGGAAACAUGAAGACUCUGGUGACUCUCCUACUUCUGACUGUGAUCUGCUUCCAGUGUUACAACUGUGAAACUCCAGUCCCACCGAUGGUUUUGUUUCGACAAUGCUGCACAAACACCUUACGGAUUCCUAUUCCUAAGGGAAGAGUGCAACAUGUGGCACCAUCGCAUAGUGCCUGCAGAGUCAAAGCAAUGAUAGUCACGACUGUGUGUGGGAAGCAGAUCUGUAUCGAUGCAGACUGGAAUUGGUCGAAGAAACUUCUGGCAGAGUUUGAGAAGUCAACUGCAAACGAGUCGCCACCAUCUGCCCCUUUCAAUGUCGCAAGGUGUGAAGAUGUUACACCGUGACCGCGGUUCCUUUGUGCAUAAUGAUUACAUGUAGGUUGCAUGCAUUCAUAAUUCUUUAUGGGUACACUCAUAUAGACACGCAGUCCUUUCUGGUGCAUUAUAUUAACAGUAACUUCAGGUCUCUUAUAGACUCUUAAGAUUGACUGAUGGGGCUUAUUACACACCUCAACAAUCAACUGUAGUAAGAACUAAUAGCAUGUUAUAACAGUGUCAUGUGUAUUAAGUAAAGUGAAGUAUAUUUUGAUGCAUCUUUAAUAAUGCAUUCUCCGUCAUAAUGUGUCACUAUAUAAACAAAUAUACGGAUGAUAAUCAAUAAAAACUUUUUUUAAUU
Molecule: messenger RNA, 876 nt
Organism: Larimichthys crocea (large yellow croaker)
Lineage: Eukaryota; Metazoa; Chordata; Actinopteri; Sciaenidae
Product: C-C motif chemokine 19
Exons: 3
Coding region: 207-545 (112 amino acids)
Biological process (GO): immune response
Cellular component (GO): extracellular region
Molecular function (GO): chemokine activity
Source: RefSeq, a predicted model, not a curated record